CUCUACCUAGAGCCUGGAGUGUCCCGGUCAGCAUGCAUUGUUGAUUAGGACAAUUACCAUACAGAGAAUGCACCUGUCCAGAAGUGUAGAUGUACCAGCGGGAGAGAAAAUAAGGCCCACACAAUGGCAUAUGACCAUGAUGCAGAAGACAUCCUGAAGCCUCUGGUCUUCCGUCUCCAUGAGAGCGUUCCUGAAGCAGUCCGUGAGGUCUUACUGGAACGUGGUUGGAGUGAAUUUGAUGAACAAGAGCAAGAUGAAGCAGACUGGAAUCUGUACUGGCAGAACUCCCCUUUCCGUAUGACUGACCACCGAAGCAUUAAACCAUGGCAGAGGCUCAACCACUAUCCAGAAACAGUGAGGAUCACAAGGAAAGACUAUCUGGCAAGGCAUCUGAAACGCAUGAAAGGAAUUUAUGGACCAUCUCUUUAUGAGUUUAGUCCAGUGGCAUUCAUCAUGCCUAAUGACUAUGUCAAGUUUAUAGCAGAAUACACCAAGGAGAGACAGUCACAGGGCAAAAAGCCAAGCUAUUGGAUUUGCAAGCCUGUGGAUUUGUCUCGUGGAAGGGGCAUACUCAUUUUCCAGGACAUUAAAGACUUUGUAUAUGAUUGCAUGGUCAUUGUGCAGAAGUACAUUAGUAACCCUUUGCUUAUUUCUGGGUACAAAUGGGAUCUCCGCCUCUAUGUCUGUGUCACCAGUUUUUGCCCCCUUACCAUUUACACUUACGAAGAAGGGCUGGUGAGGUUUGCCACUGAAAAGUUUGACCUCGGUUCUCUGGACAAUGUCUAUGCCCAUCUGACAAACACCAGCAUCAAUAAAUUUGGCGCCUCGUACAAAAAAAAUAAAGAAGGGAUCGGCCGUGGCUGCAAAUGGACGUUCAGCAAAUUCCGAUCUUACCUACGCAGCCAUGAGGUGGACGACCUGCUUCUGUGGCGGAGAAUAAACAACAUCGUAAUGCUGACCCUGCUUGCUAUAACCCCUUCUGUUCCAUUGACGUCCAAUUGCUUUGAGCUCUUUGGGUUCGACAUUCUGAUCGAUGACACAUUCAAACCAUGGCUUUUAGAGGUAAACUACAGCCCAGCCUUGCGCCUAGACUGUUCCAUCGACACAACAGUGAAAAAAAGACUUCUCCAUGAUAUCAUUGAAUUGCUAAAUUAUAAGCAAACUGACACCUUGAGAGAAAACAACGGGCCUGGCACUAAGGCUUCAUAUGCUGGUAGGACACAUAUCCCCUUGACGACACAGGGUGAAAAUGCAACAGAUGACACUCCCAAUUUCCUUGCUUCUAGGCAAGAGAGUGAAUGCACUGCCACUUCUGCAGUGCAGUCUCUCUUGGAGGUUGCAGGAGGUUCGUUUAAGAAGGAGGCCAUAGUGAUGGGGAAAAUGGCCAGAACAUAUCCAAGGAAAACACUAACCUCACAACUCCGGGAAAGGAUGAACAGGCCGAAAACAUCUUCGCAAUCAAAGGCGGCAUCUAAAAGCAAACAGCUGCCAGGAGCUAGACACCCUGCACAUGCAUCUGUCCAAGUCACCCGUUGGUUGCCUACCACUGAGUUAUGUAACUACAAAUUAACUAUUCCUCCAUAUUUUCUCUCCACUAAAGACAAAAGGCCCUUCCCUCGAGUAGGUGAUUUUGUCCUUAUAUUUCCUUUCAACGAUGCUGCGCUUGAAGCCUCCAGAAAUGGAAUAGAUGUAAAAAGCAUCAUACAAGAAAUACACAAGUUAAUGAACAAACAGUUGCCCCCAGGACAGCAGAAAGUAAAGAAGAGAAAAGAUUAUUUAACUUUUAGAUAACUCAGUGAAUGUUAGGAUAUAAGCUGCCACACAAUGAAAGAGGAAGACAAUAACCAGAUCUGAAUGGUGCUAUUGACACAUCUUAGCUGGUGGUUUAGUUUGAAGAUGGUGGGUAUGUGCAGAAAUCAUCUCAGAAAUAAGGAUCUUGCAAAACCACACACAAUUUGAAAAUGUCUCUUGUAAUUUAACAAUGACACUAGGAAAUUAUUUUUUUAAAUAAAAGGAUGAAUUGCAUAAUUAAUUUAUACAGUAUUCUUCUGCC
This is a messenger RNA of Malaclemys terrapin pileata, 2053 nucleotides long. It is a transcript of the gene TTLL2, whose product is annotated as tubulin tyrosine ligase like 2. Gene Ontology annotation, biological process: protein polyglutamylation; microtubule cytoskeleton organization. Lineage: Eukaryota; Metazoa; Chordata; Testudines; Emydidae. The record is from RefSeq and is a predicted model, not a curated record. The transcript has 2 exons. Gene Ontology annotation, cellular component: cilium. Bases 124 to 1791 code for a protein of 555 amino acids. Gene Ontology annotation, molecular function: tubulin-glutamic acid ligase activity; tubulin binding.